Messenger RNA from Pediculus humanus corporis (human body louse), 1293 nucleotides. RefSeq names its product GTP-binding nuclear protein RAN1, putative. Gene Ontology annotation, molecular function: GTPase activity; GTP binding. The transcript has 10 exons. The record is from RefSeq and is a predicted model, not a curated record. The coding region runs from base 1 to 1293 and encodes 430 amino acids. Gene Ontology annotation, biological process: protein import into nucleus; ribosomal subunit export from nucleus. Gene Ontology annotation, cellular component: cytoplasm; nucleus. Lineage: Eukaryota; Metazoa; Arthropoda; Insecta; Psocodea; Pediculidae.
AUGGGGGACCAUGAUAUUCCGACAUUUAAGUGCGUACUUGUAGGAGACGGUGGUACAGGAAAAACUACUUUUGUCAAAAGACAUUUGACUGGUGAAUUUGAAAAAAAAUAUGUGGCUACUCUUGGAGUAGAAGUCCAUCCUUUAGUAUUCCAUACUAAUAGAGGUGCUAUUAGAUUCAAUGUUUGGGAUACUGCAGGUCAAGAGAAAUUUGGUGGACUUAGAGAUGGAUACUAUAUCCAGGGUCAGUGUGCUAUUAUUAUGUUUGAUGUAACAUCGAGAAUCACUUAUAAAAAUGUCCCUAAUUGGCACAGGGAUUUGGUGAGAGUGUGCGAAAAUAUACCUAUGGUUUUGUGUGGAAACAAAGUUGACAUUAAAGAUAGAAAAGUGAAAGCAAGAAGUAUAAUUUUCCACAGAAAAAAGAAUUUACAAUACUAUGACAUCAGUGCUAAAAGUAAUUACAAUUUUGAAAAACCAUUCCUUUGGCUUGCUAGAAAACUCAUAGGUGAUGCUAAUUUGGAAUUUGCCGCCAUGCCUGCUCUGCUACCACCGGAAGUAACUAUGGAUCCACAAUGGCAGCAACAAAUCGAAAAGGAUCUUAAGGUCGUGUCAUAUGUGUUGAUUAUAUUUAUUCAUUUGCAUGAUUUUAAUCAAAGUACUUAUAAACAAUUAGACAAACAAACAAAAACAAUCAAACAAACAAACAUGAACAAAAACAAAUGUGAAAAUUUUAUUUUAUGUUUUGUGUUUUUUUUUUAUUUUAUCAUAACAACUUAUGGAAAAUUAAGUGAUUAUUUAACGAUAUGCAACGUAACGGAUCCGGAUUUGGAAAAAUGCGUUAUAAAUUCAACGAAAAAUUUAAUAAAAAAAUUAAAAACCGGUUUACCAGAAUACGACAUACCACCUAUCGAACCUAUGAGAGUACCAAUUGUAGAUUUUCAAAAAUCAGGUAUGGGAUUAACGUUGAUAAUAAAAAAUACGUCAGAGGAUUUAGGAACGAACGAAUUAAAAUUUAAUAAAGUCAAUGUUAAUCCGAAAGAAUACGAUUUUGAAUUUGAAACAAUUUUGGGAAAACAUUCAAUGACGGGUACCUAUGCAGUAGAUGGAAGGUUCAUGAUGUUUCCAAUCAUGGGUCAAGGAAAAACAACAAUAAUUCUACUAUUAAACGUCCAAUGGAAAGAUUUGUAUAAAUUUAUAAAACCAAAUUUGGAUAAGGCACACGUUGAUGUUUUGAUGCCAUUUACGAAAAAAUUUUUUUCAAAUGUACCCUACGACGAAAUGUUUACAAAUAUUUAA